GUCAAGAUGCCGAGCGCGUCAUUCACAUCAUCACGUAGCUACGUACGCAGAUCCCGGAGGAAAGGCGCCAACAGAAUCCCAUUACCCUCUAGAACAACAUCGGGGACAGGAUUAACUUCAAAUCUGUAUAUCGAAAAAUUCUAUCGCCGUGGAUACAUGUUCCACAAUCGCCAGAGACGCCUUCAAUAUUCAAGAAGCCUGAUCGCCGAGCCAUGCGAGUUACCGUGUCCAGCUUCAAAUCCAAUUCCUCCAGGAGGCGGGGGUGUAGGAGGAGGUCGAGGCUCUUCGCCAAGUGUUUCGGGGAUCGCCGCCCCUUCUCCGUCUCAUUCGCACUCGUCGCCCUAUGAUCUUCGACGUAAAAGUCCCCCGCAUCCCGAUCCUGCACCUGGCACAAGUUCAGCACUACCACCGCCUGGAGGAAGCAGCAUCGCCGCUGCUCUUGGAACCUCAUCUUUACCAGCCAGAAAACGACCUAGGAGAACAUGCUCACUUUCAACCGAUGGCACAAACACAAACACAGCUGCGCAAUACCUUCAGUAUGAGUUGCCGGACGAGGUGGUGCUGACGAUAUUCACCUACCUAAUGGAACAAGAUUUGUGCCGUAUUUCGCAAGUGUGUAAACGUUUCCAAGCGAUUGCGAAUGACACGGAAUUGUGGAAGUCUUUGUAUCAGCAAGUUUACGAGUAUGAUUUGCCCCUGUUCAAUCCGGGUCUUUGUAAAUUUGAAUUUGUCUCGCCGGACGAAUCGGAUUAUUCAAACCCCUGGAAAGAAAGUUUUCGACAAUUGUACAGAGGAGUACACGUCAGGCCUGGUUUUCAGGAUCUUAAAUAUAAGGGUAGAAAUCUCCAGUAUUUCAACACUGUGCAAAAGGCUUUAGACUUUGUUGAGGAAUAUAGGAGUAGCAAUAGAUCGACGCCAAAUGCGAACUCAACUACCAAAGUUCAAGGUAACUGUUGCAUCAAUAACUCGCAAGACACCGAGGAAACGUCCCCGCACCUAGUAUUUUUACAUGCCGGCACGUACCGUAGUGAAUUUCUCAUCAUAGACUGCGACGUAGCUUUGAUAGGAGCUGCCGCAGGCAACGUCGCCGAGUCUGUUAUUUUAGAGAGAGACACGGAGUCGACAGUUACGUUCGUUGAAGGUGCUAAACGUGCGUAUGCGGGCCACCUCACCAUCAAAUUCACACCUGAUGCAACCAGCACUGCACAACAUCAUAAACAUUACUGUCUGGAAGUAGGCGAAAAUUGUAGUCCAACGGUUGAUCACUGCAUUAUUCGUAGUUCGAGCGUCGUUGGAGCAGCAGUCUGCGUGUCGGGUGUUGGAGCAAAUCCUGUGGUGAAAAAUUGCGAUAUAUCUGACUGCGAAAAUGUUGGCCUGUACGUAACCGACUAUGCCCAAGGCACUUAUGAGGAUAACGAAAUAUCCCGAAAUGCACUAGCGGGGAUUUGGGUAAAAAACUACGCAAACCCGAUUAUGAGACGAAAUCACAUCCACCAUGGCAGAGAUGUUGGGAUAUUCACGUUUGAUAACGGCCUAGGAUACUUUGAGACGAAUGAUAUUCACAAUAAUCGAAUCGCUGGUUUUGAAGUUAAGGCGGGUGCUAAUCCAACCGUUGUUCACUGCGAAAUACAUCAUGGUCAAACAGGCGGUAUAUACGUUCAUGAGAAUGGUCUGGGACAAUUCAUCGACAACAAAAUUCACUCAAAUAAUUUUGCUGGCGUUUGGAUAACAUCAAAUUCUAAUCCAACGAUUCGCAGAAAUGAAAUAUACAAUGGUCAUCAAGGUGGGGUUUACAUAUUUGGCGAAGGCCGCGGUCUCAUAGAACAUAAUAAUAUUUACGGCAAUGCUCUCGCCGGGAUACAAAUCCGGACGAACUCAGAUCCGAUUGUCAGACACAACAAAAUUCACCAUGGACAACAUGGUGGUAUAUAUGUUCAUGAAAAAGGUCAAGGUUUGAUCGAGGAAAACGAAGUUUACGCCAAUACGUUGGCCGGGGUUUGGAUAACGACGGGAUCAACUCCCGUACUAAGAAGAAAUCGAAUCCACAGCGGCAAACAGGUCGGGGUUUACUUCUAUGACAAUGGUCAUGGGAAAUUGGAAGACAAUGAUAUAUUCAAUCAUCUGUAUUCUGGAGUGCAGAUUAGGACUGGGAGCAACCCUGUUAUUAGAGGGAACAAAAUAUGGGGUGGGCAAAACGGUGGAGUCCUCGUCUACAAUAGUGGUCUAGGCCUUUUAGAACAGAAUGAAAUUUUCGACAAUGCCAUGGCAGGUGUUUGGAUUAAAACUGACAGUAAUCCAACGUUAAAAAGGAAUAAAAUAUUCGAUGGAAGAGAUGGCGGAAUUUGUAUAUUCAAUGGGGGAAAAGGUAUACUCGAGGAGAACGAUAUAUUCCGAAACGCGCAAGCUGGAGUCCUAAUUUCAACCCAAUCGCAUCCAGUCCUUAGGAGAAAUCGUAUUUUCGAUGGACUAGCUGCAGGCAUUGAGAUAACGAACAAUGCAACCGCCACAUUGGAGUUCAAUCAGAUCUUCAAUAACCGAUUUGGAGGUCUUUGUCUGGCUAGCGGAGUUCAGCCAACAGCAAGAGGUAAUAAGAUAUUCAACAAUCAAGAUGCAGUGGAAAAAGCUGUCGGUAAUGGCCAAUGUCUUUACAAAAUUUCUUCUUACACGUCGUUCCCGAUGCAUGACUUUUACCGUUGUCAAACGUGCAAUACGACAGAUCGUAAUGCUAUCUGUGUGAACUGUAUAAAAACCUGUCAUGCUGGCCACGAUGUAGAAUUCAUCCGGCACGAUAGAUUUUUUUGCGACUGCGGAGCCGGAACCUUAACUAACCAGUGUCAGCUGCAGGGUGAGCCUACGCAAGACACCGACACUUUAUACGAUAGUGCUGCACCCAUGGAGUCACACACGCUCAUGGUCAACUAGAUGUAGCAAAACUUAACCAACUGGUCCCAAAUGCGUAAGUUAGAUGGAUCCGUUGAGGUAAACGUGCAGUAAUAACAAUAGCAAUCUGUUGUCGAGUUCUUUGAUAUCAUUAUUAUUAUUAAAUCUCAUGAAAUUCACAAUAUUUACAAAGUUAUUGGCAAAUUAAAUAAUUAAUGCAUUACAGAAUUCCAAAUAACAUGCCCAAUUAUUGGAAAGACUGUGCGACUCCUAAUAUUUUACUAAUUACCUAUUUCUUGUUACAUUACACCGAACGAUUUUUUUCAUCAUCACAUGAAUUUUACCAUUUUUAAUAUUUUUACUUAUUUACAACAGAUUAUACACGUGUUCAUAUAUUCAAUUCCAAUAACUUCGUUAUAUCGUAUGUCUAAACGCAGCAUCGUAUUCUUUCCACCGCAAGUUGUGCAUUAUGAAUGGUACUGAGACACUAAGAGAAGAAGAACAACUACCUAAACCAAGAGCUCCUCUUACUUGUUGAUGCUUUUUAUAAUCGUAUUAAAUAUUUGUAUAUAAGCAUAAUUUGAACACAGGUAGAGAUUUAUUAGUAUAUAAAAGUUUAUUCACCAGUGUUGAGUGAUUCAGGACAAUGAAAUUUACAUUGAAAGGAACACUGAAUGAAUAGCUGUUGGCUAUACGAUGCUACGAUUUUCCAAAUUUUACAUAAACGUUUAAAAAUAUAAUAACAAUGAUGAAGAACUCUGUCGCAGUCAGUUUUUUACCCAUAAAAAUAAAUUACCUAAUUGCACGAUAAGAAAAAUAUCGAGUUUGAAAACUGAAAACAGAACUGAAACACAUGAGGCAGCCCGAGGUAGCUAAAUUCCUUCUAAACAUAUAUAAUGAUAAAACGAAAAGAAUAGAGAAGAAAGGAAACUGAGACAAAAGAACAACAGUAAACAUAACUCAUCAAUAUUAAUUAAAAGUGUAUGUAUCAUACCUAUGCAAGCACGUUUCUUAAUGAAUGUGAUCUAUAUAUUAAUUUUUUUAAAGGUAAUGAGUGAGAUGUGAUGUCUGUAUACGAACAAGGUAUAUAGAUUCAACAGUAAAUACGAUUUGGUUUAUAACAGACAUUGCCAAACGGUCGUACGCUGUUGUUGUAUUUUUUGUAACUGUAGCUUCGAGUUUAUAAAUAAUCUGUUGACAGUGACCUAUUCGAAAGAAUGAGAUGGCAAAGGUGUGUGUAAAAACAAGAAAAGAAAAAAAACAAGAAGGAAAAACGAGUGAAUAAGAAAAAAAAAGCAAAAACUAGAAUUCCACAAGAUGCUUAACUGUGUAUAUAC
This is a messenger RNA of Diprion similis, 4217 nucleotides long. RefSeq names its product F-box only protein 11 (gene FBXO11). The transcript is spliced from 9 exons. Gene Ontology annotation, biological process: protein ubiquitination; ubiquitin-dependent protein catabolic process; regulation of apoptotic process. Lineage: Eukaryota; Metazoa; Arthropoda; Insecta; Hymenoptera; Diprionidae. The record is from RefSeq and is a predicted model, not a curated record. Gene Ontology annotation, molecular function: protein binding; zinc ion binding. The coding region runs from base 7 to 2922 and encodes 971 amino acids.